Molecule: messenger RNA, 4136 nt
Organism: Lates calcarifer (barramundi perch)
Lineage: Eukaryota; Metazoa; Chordata; Actinopteri; Centropomidae
Gene: trip4
Product: thyroid hormone receptor interactor 4
Exons: 14
Coding region: 119-1783 (554 amino acids)
Biological process (GO): positive regulation of DNA-templated transcription
Cellular component (GO): nucleus
Molecular function (GO): zinc ion binding; transcription coactivator activity
Source: RefSeq, a predicted model, not a curated record
GCUGCCGCGCACUUGUGUGCGACGUUGUUGGUCCGUCGACUGGAAACACCUUCGUCAAACGGUCCAACGGUAUAAGUGUUGGUUUGAGAUAGGAAAUUUCAAUCUUUUCGUUGGCAAAAUGUCUGACGCUUUGCUGCAGUGGUGUGUGGACCAGUUACACCACAAGUUCGGGUUGGAGGCAUGUGAGGACAUCGUCAAAUACAUUCUAUCCAUUGAAAAAGCUGAAGAGAUUGAGGAGUAUGUGGGAGACCUCCUGCAGGGCACAGAUGGGAGAAAAAGGCAGUUUAUAGAUGAGCUCCUCAGCAGAUGGAAGAGGACUCAAAGACAGGCCGCAGAUACCUCUAAUCUCUUCCUUCUCACAGAAUCUGUUUCAUCAUCAGAUUCACAAGACCUGACCAAAGACACCCAGAAGAAGUCUAAACGUAAGGGCCGCAACAAACAGGAGGUGAUGACUGUGAGCCAAACUGAACCUGAGCCAGAGGCAGUCAAAACCCCCAUUGAUCUAAUGAGGGCCCAAGAAAACAGUGGUAUGUCUUCAACAAAGAAGAAGAGUAAAUUUGUGAAUCUCUAUGCCAAAGAGGGACAGGACAGGCUUUCUGUCUUAAUCCCUGGUAGACAUGCCUGUGAGUGCCUUGCUCAAAAGCACAAACUUAUUAACAACUGCAUCAGCUGUGGUCACAUCGUGUGUGAGCAGGAGGGCUCAGGACCCUGCCUCUUCUGUGGAAGCCUGGUCUGCACGAAAGAGGAGCAGGAGAUCCUGCAGCGAGACUCCAACAAAAGCCAGAAACUAAGAAAAAAGCUCAUGGGAGACUGUGGAGAAAGAGAUUAUCUCCCUCACCAAGAAGCCAAGAUGAAAGCUGGCUUGGAGAAGGCUGUCCAGCACAAGGACAAACUGCUGGAAUACGACAGGAAUAGUGUCAGGAGAACACAAGUCCUAGAUGAUGAGUCUGAUUACUUUGCCACUGACUCCAAUCAGUGGUUGUCACCCAGUGAGCGAGAAAAGCUGAGGAAGAAGGAAGAGGAGCUUAGAGAACUUCGCCAUGUCUCGCGCAAGGAUAGAAAGAUCACAUUGGACUUUGCUGGUAGACAAGUGAUUGAUGAAGAAAACAACCUCAAUGAGUACUACAGCAAGUUGGAUGAGACCCUCAAGGCUAUGAACAGUGACACUACAUCAAAGCCACCAACGAGUUCUGGAAGACAAGGUGCAAGACACGGUCUCAGAGAUUUGGUCAACCCCAACAUAAUGCAGUCUGCACCAGAGUGGGUGAAUGUUGGAGGCAGUGAAAACAAGAGAGACAGGAGAAACAAAGAGCAGGGGAAAAGUUUGUCAGAGGACAAGGGAGGAGAAGAACGUAACAGGCUGCGGCUCCAGGACAAAGAGCUGCAAGAGAUGUCUGACGGAGGUUGGUGCCUCAGCAUGCACCAGCCGUGGGCCUCACUGCUUGUCAAAGGCAUCAAGAGGGUAGAGGGACGGACUUGGUACACAUCACACCGAGGUCGCCUUUGGAUUGCUGCUGCAGCCAAGAAGCCCACCCCUCAGGAGAUUGCUGAGGUGGAAGCCAUGUACCGCCAGAUCUACAAGAAAGAGCCCAGGUUUCCUAAAGACUACCCCACUGGCUGUCUGUUGGGCUGUGUCAACAUGACUGACUGCCUCUCUCAGCAGCAGUUCAGAGAACAGUUCCCUGAUACCUGUGAGGAGUCCUCUUCCCCAUUCGUCUUCAUCUGCACCAACCCCCAGGAGCUGCUGGUGAAAUUCCCCAUGAAAGGGAAGCACAAGAUCUAACAUUUCUACUAUCCAUACCAAAAUCCUGCCAGCAGUAAUUUGAAGGAAGCUGGAGAGUCACUACCACCAGGGUGCCAAGAAGGGGCUGGUCCCAUCAGCUGCAGAGUGACGUCAGAGGAGAAGCUGAGGAGGAGGAAAAACAGCCUGAUCUCGAGGGAGCAUGACAAAUUAUGUUUUCUUAAAAAAACGGCCACAGUCUCCACUGGGUUGUCCCAACAUUUUAUCUGGAACUGUCAAUGCUGAAAGAUUGUCAUCGCUCUGUCUAUAUUUUUAAUCACUGGCAUUUGCAUUUUACUUCAGGAAUAUUGCUCUCACUUUGACACAUUUUUGCAUUCUUCUUUUUGCACUGUGCUUCUCUUAUUUGAAUUAAAUUUGGAUUUGUCCAAAUGAAACAAGGUUUCAUGUUGUUAAAUAAACAACAACAACUAUAAUUUACUGGUUUCUCAAAGCUCAAGAGAUAAACUAGAGGUUGUUUUAUUUUGUAUCAAUUCACCCAUCAGGUUUAGGAGACAACAGAAAAAAAUGCUUAAUUUCCAUUAAUUCCUGUUCUUCUCUCCUCCUCCUCCAGUCAUUACAGUUCUCACACCUGAGGCCACAUUUAGACCAACAGUAGUGAUGCAUUAAAAAAAAACAGCCUUCUCAUUAAUUUCUGCAUUUGCACAGCAGGGGUGGGUGACACAGAAAGCUACAGCAAAAAAAGUUGAUCCUGGAUCAACAGUGUAAUCCAACAUCACCCAGCAACACACUGUUUAGACUAAUCAAAUACAUGCAUGUGCACUUGUGCUGAUUCUGUUGUUUACCUCACAAGCAUUGAGCAGGAGGAGAAAAUUAUUGUUGUAUAAUCCUGCUUCAAAUGAGUAAAAAAACACCAAGUCCACACCAAGAAGUCCACAAGUUCUCAGACUUGUGGACUUCUUGUGUGGCAUUUUGUCUGCUCUGCUGUACCUGUAGAAACACGUGCAUGCUAAGGAAAACCCUUGGGGUUUUUUGGAUGCCGGAGUGUUUUCAGUCUAAACAGUAUGGGUUAUCCAAACUCUGUCCCUGCUGAGCACCACCAGUCUGACACUGCACAAGUUUGAUAGUGAAGCCGAACACCGGCUUCUUUAAAGACUUCAAUUGUGAUUGAUUUAGUGACACCUGUGGUCACUGGUGGUAAUGUCUUAUGGUCUCUCAGAACUAGUUCAUUGUUUUUCCAAGCAGCCACAAUGGAGGGCGGAGUGAAAACCACCCAUCACCAGGAAAUGGUUGGGUGGAUGGCGGUUGUACAAAAUGCACAACUAUGACACCAGAGACCAAAAAAAGUAUUUUGGUUAAGGAUAUGGAAAGGUCAUGGUUUUGGUUAAAUGUAAAUAAACAUGUGUCUGAAUUCACUGUGAACUUUUUCUGUAUAACCCAGACCACAAUUUUUCCCUAACCUUAACCAAGUGCUGUGAGUGCCUCAACGUAACCAUACAACAGUUUAAUAAUGCUUUAGUCACUACCUGUGGAUAUUAUACUGCAAGAUCAGAAGACUACAUUUCAUCGAGUUCAUCAACACACUGAUUAUUCAAACUACUUUACAGAGAAGUUACCAGUCAUAAGAAGUAUUGUUUUCUACAUGGAGAAAAUCUUAAGGACUUGAACUUUAUAUGGAUUGUUGUUUGCUAUGUUGAGGCUCACUAUAAUGGCAAGUUAUGGGCAACACUAAAUCUUAAUUAUAUAUUAUAUAUUAUCAUCAACUCUCAGUCCCCUCCGCUGUUAAUUCCACUCUUGCUAAUCACAAAGAUGCUUCAGCAUGAUUGUUUGGCAUAAGUGUUGUAUUAAGUUGCCGCAUUAAGAUAAGAGAUCCUGCAGGAUUACUUCAGAUUUUUCGCUCUGUUGACUUUGUUGAAUCUCCAAUAUAAAAACAUUGCAGCAGCCUUUUUUUUUUUUUUUUUUUGGAGCCUUUAAAACUGAACAAUAAAACCGUGGUGUUUUGUUAAUUGCCGUGACCAGGUAUUUCCUCAUGAGCCAUGGUUGUAGAAUUACUCUUUUAAGACAUCGGUUACACCUGUGUCAUAAAAGGGUCAUCAGAUUGAGGGCGGACUAUUUCAUCAUGCCGGCAUCUUUACUUCCUUUAACAACAAACAAAGAUGCCAAACCUUUAGUAAGACUGAAGUCAGUUCAGGAGCCCUAACAUGCACAGACUGCUACCUCUACAGUAAUUUGUUUUUCCUUCUGGAAGGUCUUCUGUGCUUAUAUUCAAGUGCGCACAAGGUUUUUGACAUUUUUAUUAUUAAGCCUUCUCCCUGCUUCAAGUGUUGUUGUGACAAGCUCUGAUUGACAUUCUGCCAGUGUAAUGUAAUUUUGUGUUUCAACAUUUUACCUGCUCUUG